UCAUAUCUUUGUGUAUCAACAUAACAUGUACCUCUGCAGAAACCUGACUCUAACUCAGACUUCUGAUUUAGUUUAGGUUAUACAGUAGAGUGCAAAACUUUGCACACCCUUACACCACAAUGGAAAAAGAAAAGUGUACUUAACAUCAAGACAAACAAAGUGAGUGAGGUUUCAGCUGUUCCUUCAUUAUAAUUAUUACAGCAGUGGUCAAAUAUGUUGUGCUGAGGGUUUAAAUUUUCUGGCAAGAAAAAAAAAAAAAGGAGCAUGUUACCAAGAAACAGCAAAACGUCCUUCAUCCUGAAGACUGCCCCAGUGUGAAAAACUUAAUGGUACAUCUUUACCUCCGGCUGUUAAAAAUAAAUAACGAACUCGACAUAACACACAGGCUGGAACAGGCUCAGCACCAGGAUGGGGGUUACUGUCGCUGCCAGCCACGUGACCACAGCGGACGAAUCAGAGCGCAGGACGCGGCCAGUCUGUUGAAUAAAACAUUGGGCUCCAUGUUGUCCUGUAGGUUUGCAGAAGAGAAACUGGAGCAUCUUUCUGUACAGCCAGCUGAAGUGCAGCAUCAAUUCCGUAGGGCCGCUGGUGAGAGACAGGAGGAUGAGGUCGAGCUGCGCUUUGGCUCCGGUGCUGCUGCUGCUGCUGGCGGUUCAGCUCAUCACCGCACAGCCAGACUCGGGCACUGUUAUUCCUGCUGAGAGUCGGCCAUGUGUGGACUGCCAUGCGUUUGAAUUCAUGCAGCGAGCACUGCAGGAUCUGAAGAAGACGGCCUUCAACCUCGACUCACGGACUGAGAAUCUGGUGCUGAGAGCUGAGAGGAGGGCGCUGUGUGACUGCAUGCCCAUCAGCACCUUAAACUGAACACUGAGCCUCUGAUCACCGUCACAGCGUCGCUGUAGAGCUUUCAGCCCAUCACGCCAUCUUAUUGUGUACUUAUUCAUAUAAAAACAUGAACACUAGUCAAAUGCAAUUUUCUUUUUCUCUGUGGUCUAAACAACCUGUUUUGCAAACUUCUAACAGAACACAAGACUGGCAUGUUAAAGUUACAGAUUUGUAUGAGCCAAUACUAUUCUGAUCAGUAUAUAACGCUUUAUCAUACAUUUCUAUGUUUCUAUAAUAAAUGUUGUGGUUAUAUAUGUAAUGUUUAUGCUUGAUUUCUUCAUUUUUAGAUUAUAGUUCACACUUAAACGUGUAAAAUAUUAUUUGCACAAUAUUUAGAAUUACUGCUAUUCUAUGUCACACUAUUAAGGCUUCUAGUAUUACAUUUUUAAUAAAUAACAAUACAUACAACUGAAUAAUAUUAGAAAUGCAGCAGAUAGAUGCAUUUUCAUGUAGAAAUCUGUAGAGAAGAAAUACGUUUUAAGAAAUUUUAUAAUACAAAUGUAUAAAUGUGUGUAGGAAGGGUAGUGUUCUGAGUAUCUACACUUAUUGGUAAGAAAAGGCAUGAUAAAUGUAGUACACAUUAGUUUAGCUGUUUUAUAUCGUCACUGGGCCAAUCAAAUCCCUGAUUGUCAUGUUGGUGUGUAGCUGGGUUUAAUACAGAUUAUACUGUGUUGCAGAGCUGGGAGAGUCAAUAAGCAGUGGCUCACUGAAUGUAGCUGCAACGGUUAUCAAUUUAGAAUAUUAAUAACUGCAAUGUCCUGAUGCUACUUUUUUGUCAUUUGUAAACAGUUUUCAUUUGAAGUUUCAUUUCAAGUUAAAUGUAUCUAAAACAAAAUUAAACAGCAUUGAACACAAACAUGA
Molecule: messenger RNA, 1746 nt
Organism: Pangasianodon hypophthalmus (striped catfish)
Lineage: Eukaryota; Metazoa; Chordata; Actinopteri; Siluriformes; Pangasiidae
Gene: nicol1
Product: chromosome 4 C4orf48 homolog
Exons: 5
Coding region: 604-864 (86 amino acids)
Source: RefSeq, a predicted model, not a curated record